AUGUCUCCAUUUGACGAGAGCCAGAAUGAGUGCAUUGACUCAUAUCUACUGAGAUUUGAGGAUAUAGCAACAUCAUGCAACCUCCCACAGACAGAAUGGGCAAGAAGCCUCAUGGGGCGCUUAAAAGGUAGAGCCAUCAACAUCUGUCUUCAAAUGAGAGAUGAAGAAAGAAAAGAGUACGUGGCCGUGAAGGAGGCGUUGCUGAGACAGUUUGGCUCCACAAGUUACGAAUACAGAAGGAGAUUGAAAGAGUCGACACCUCUGGCGAACGACGAUCCUCAAAUAUUCGUCACCAACAUGUCGAUAUACUUCGAUCGAUGGGUAGACCUGUCAAAAGUGGAUCACAAAUAUGAAACCCUCAGAGAACACAUCAUAAUGGACGCUGUGAUGGAAGCUUACAAUAAUAAUGUGAAAACAUACGUCACGGAGCGAGAGCCAAAGACCAUCAGCAGCCUGAUAGCACAACUAAGGCAGUAUAAGGCCGCACACCCAAUGGAAGUAAGAGGGAAAGAUGAAGAUAAGAGCCCAACAUAUACCUACAAGGAACGACGUAACCAGCAAAAGGUUCGUUUCCAAUGUCAAAUUUGCGGUAGAACAAACCACAUUACAGACACUUGCUUCUACAACCGACGCAAUAGAGUUUGGAACAACAGACCCAGAGAUAGAGCAUUUGCUGCCAAACACGCUAAUAAACUGCAGGUAUACCCGGGCUUUGUGGGAGAACAAAUGACCAACGUACUGUACGAUACAGGUGCAACUGCAAUUUUAGUCGCAAAAGAAUACGUCAACCCACAAGAGUACACCGGAAGAAGACAAGACUGUGUUGGUUACACGGGUCAAGUAACUACACAUCUGGUAGCACGUAUCAACAUACACACACCGUUCAUCAGUGGUUGGCAUGAGGCUUUAGUACUAGACAAUAAGCCUGACAACAUUGGUCUUAUCAUUGGCUGUAUCAAAGGCUCUAAACCUUGCACAGUAGAAGAAUUGAACAAGUGGAAAGAAAAAUACAUACAGAAAUGUUCCAUGGUUACUACAAGAGCUCAGAAGAAAGCAGAAGAAGUGCUAAAUACAAACGAUAACAUACAAGUUCCUUAUAACAAUGAAAAUGAAAAUACAGAAACAGAAAAUUGCGAUAUGAGAAGCCAUAAUCAAGUGAACAACCCGAAUGAAAUCUCCACAGAAAGUCAAGACCCACUACAGAUUAAAACAGAACAAUUUGUCAGUGAACAGAAAAAUGACCCAGAUCUAAUAAAACUCAUAGAAAGUGAAGCUCCACCAAGACGAGGGUUAAUUAAGAUAGGCGAAGAUGGUGCCUAUGUGAGAGAAAUUCAUCUGAAAGCAGGCAAGACACAACAAUUGCUAGUUCCAAAGAAGUAUAGAGAAACAAUUUUUAAGCUUGCACAUGACACCCCGUUUGCCGGACAUAUGGGAGUAAAGAGAACAUUGAAUAGAAUCUUGAAUGAAUUUUUUUGGCCUAGAAUUACGCAAGAAGUCAAGGCCUACAUAAAAUCUUGCCAUAUUUGCCAAAUACAUGGAGCAAAGGGAACAUAUAUGCAAGCUCCAAUACAAACAACAGACUUAAGUGAAAUGCCAUUUGAAAAGAUAACCGUAGAUAUUAUUGGACCAAUGCCAGUAAUAUCCGGAAGAGGCCAUCGCUACAUAUUGACUGUUGUAGACAUGUGCACACGGUUUCCAGAAGCAAUACCAUUGAAAAGAAUUUCUUCCGAAGAUGUCGGAGACGCACUUACAGCAAUAUUUGCAAGAACAGGUUACCCUCGCAUAAUACUGAGUGAUCAAGGCACCCAGUUUAAAUCAAAUGAAUUCGCACAGUUUUGCAAAACUCUGAAUAUUAAACAACAAUUUGCUGCCCGUUUUCACCCCCAAACAAAUGGGAUGUGCGAACGCCUGAAUUCAACGCUGAAAACAAUGCUGAACAAAGUAGCACAGGACAACCCAACAGACUGGGACAAGCUGAUCAACCCCAUACUGUUCGCCUACAGAGAAGUAACACACACAACAACGGGCUUCUCACCAUUCGAGAUGCUCUAUGGCUCACCUGUUAGGGGACCCUUGUCACUAUACAGAGACUUUCUAGUAAAUAGGAACAUAGAACAUGACGUACACACAGGAUACGAUCUUGUCAUCAAGACAAGACAAAAUAUAAUCAAAGCAUGCGAAACUGUCCAAAAGCAAACAAACAGAGAGAAACCAGAACUAUUGAGAAAGUUAAAUCAGGGGCGAAAGUUGAGAACACUACAAGUUGGUGAUAAUGUCAUGGUUCUGCUGCCUGACAGAAAUAACCAGCUAUUUAUAAAAUGGCAGGGCCCAUUCCAAGUCACAAAGGUGAUUUCGAAGGUCGACUACAGCAUAAACAUCAGAGGCCGAGACAAAGUAUUUCACAUCAAUAUGCUGAAGCUGUACAUGCCCAGACCAUUUACUCUUUCAACAAACGCUAAUCAAGACACGCAAGACAGUUGUAGAGUAAUGGUGAUAGAACCAAUAGAGGAAGCAGAUAAUGUCUAG
Messenger RNA from Biomphalaria glabrata, 2526 nucleotides. RefSeq lists its product as uncharacterized. The record is from RefSeq and is a predicted model, not a curated record. The transcript has 2 exons. Gene Ontology annotation, biological process: DNA integration. Lineage: Eukaryota; Metazoa; Mollusca; Gastropoda; Planorbidae. The coding region runs from base 1 to 2526 and encodes 841 amino acids. Gene Ontology annotation, molecular function: nucleic acid binding.